CAACGUUGACCAAGGAAACACACUGUACCUCUACACGUUAGCUAGCCUAAUGUCUCAUUUUAACCCAGGGGAACAAUUUUAAAGACCUACAUGGCAGUCUGUUUAGGUUAUUUGUUUUAAAGAAGCCAUGUUGAAGUUCAAAUACGUAAGUCAAGGAAACAUGAAGGUGUUGCCGUCCUCCGCCGACCCCAUCACGAGCCGCAGCUCCCGACUCAACCACCUGUUCCAGGGUCGGGUCAGUCUGUGUGGGCAGCAGGGAGGAUGCACGCUGGGCCGGGAGGAGUUUCUGGAGGCUCUGCUGCUGCUCUACCAGGAGUGCACCUCCCCAGAGCUCAUGAAGAUACAACAUGUGGCCAACUUUGUCAGCAAGUUUUCUGAGGUGGUGUCAGAGCUACGUGCCCUGCAACCUGGUCCCCAUGACUUUGAAGUGUGUGCCGUAGUUGGUCGCGGCCGCUUCGCAGAAGUCCAAGUCGUCAGAGAGAAGGCCACUGGGGAUGUUUGUGCCCUGAAAAUCAUGAACAAGACAGUUUUACGCACUCAAGAAAAUGUGGUUUUUCAUGAAGAGGAGCGGAGGAUCUUGGCUCUCAACAGCAGUCCCUGGAUCCCACAGCUUCUCUGUGCCUUCCAGGAUAAAGAACAAGUCUACCUGGCGAUGGAGUACUUGCCAGGCGGUGACCUGAUGGCUCUACUGAACAGAUAUGAGGAUCAGUUUGAUGAGUCCAUGGCUCAGUUCUAUUUGGCUGAGCUGGUAGAGGCCAUUCAUGCUGUCCACCAGCUGGGCUACGUCCACAGAGAUGUAAAACCAGAGAAUGUUCUGAUCGAUCGGACGGGUCACAUCAAGCUCGCAGACUUUGGAUCAGCUGCCAAACUGACUACCAACAAAAUGGUGGCAGCUCCCACUGUGCCUGUGGGCACCCAGGACUUCCUCUCCCCUGAGGUCCUGAUGGCCAUAAAUGGGGGCUCUCACAGCUCCUAUGGGGCUGAGUGUGACUGGUGGUCCCUUGGGGUCAUAGCAUAUGAAAUGAUCUAUGGCAAGUCUCCCUUCUCUGAUGGCACCUCUACCAAGACCAUCCACAACAUCCUCAACUUCCAGCGUUACCUGAAGUUUCCACAGGAGCCACGUGCCAGUAAGCAGUUUGUGGACCUGGUGCAGAGCUUACUGUGUGGAGCCAAGGAGCGGCUGGGUUUUCAGGGACUGCGCUGUCACACCUUUUUCUCCAGUGUGGACUGGAACAACCUGAGACAAGUCCUCCCUCCGUUCGUUCCUGCGCUACAUGCCGAAGAUGACACUUCUAAUUUUGAGGAGCCGGAGCAGGCAGCCCCCCGGCCAGCCCCAGCAGCCCAGCGAGGAGCUCUGCCAGUGGGCUUCCAGGGCCAGGAUCUUCCCUUUCUAGGCUGGUUCUUCAGCAGGGCAUUGACAACAUUGGCCAAAACUGAGUCAGUGUCUGCAGGCCUCAACUCCCCUGCUAAGACCAACUCCAUGGAAAAGAAAUUGCACCUCAAAAGCAAAGAACUACAAGAAACUCAAGACAAAUGUCACAAGAUGGAGCAGGAGAUUUCCAGGUUCCAGCGUAAGAUGACUGACCUGGAGUCAGUGCUCCACCAGAAGGAUGUGGAGCUGAAGGCCUCCGAGACCCAGCGAAGCAUCCUGGAGCAAGACCUCGCCACCUACAUUACCGAGUGUAGCAGUUUGAAGCGAAGCUUGGAGGAAGCACGUGUGGAGGUCUCUAAAGAGGAUGACAAAGCCAUGCAACUGCUGCACGACAUUCGUGAACAGAGCAACAAGCUGCAGGAGAUUAAGGAACAAGAGUACCAUGCUCAGCUGGAGGAGAUGCAAGUGACCAUCAGACAGCUGGAGGAGGACCUGUCGGCUGCCCGACGUCGCAGCGACCUCUAUGAGGCUGAACUUAGAGACUCUCGGCAAACCAGUGAGGAUCUGAAACGGAAAGCUGUUGAAUACCAGCAGAGAAUCCAGAAGGCCAAAGAGCAGGGCAAAGCUGAGGUGGAGGAGCUUCUCUCCAAACUUGAGAAGACCAAUUCUGAGCAGCAGUUGAAAAUCCAAGAGCUUCAGGACAAAUUAUCCAAGGCAGUGAAAGCCAGCACAGAAGCGACCGAGCUGCUGCAGAACGUUCGACAAGCCAAAGAGAGGCUGGAACGAGAGCUCGAACGCCUGCGAGGCAAGACCGACCCCAGUGACACACUCAAACGCCGCCUUAGAGAGACAGAGGAGGGCAGGAAGACUCUAGAGAACCAGGUGAAGAGGCUAGAGAUGGUGGAGCGGCGGGAGAAUAAGCUGAAAGAUGACAUUCAGACCAAAUCCCAGCAGAUCCAGCAGAUGGCUGAGAAGAUCCUGGAACUGGAGGAGAACCUAAGGGAAACUCAGUCGACAGCCCAGAGAAUGGAAACUCACCUGGCUCAAAAGGAGAGGCUCUAUGAAGACAAAAUCAAGGUUCUGGAGGCACAAAUGAAGGCGGACCUGGCUGACAAGGAGAGCCUGGAGGCAAAACGGGCCCAGCAGGAGGAGGAGUCCAGGGAGAAGUGCAAACUUAUCAGUGAGCAGAAAGCGACCAUUAAUGCUAUGGACUCAAAGAUGAAGAACCUGGAGCAGCGCAUUGCAGAGCUGUCAGAGGCUAACAAGCUGGCCGCUAACAGCAGCAUCUAUACCCAGAAGAAUAUGAAAGCCCAGGAGGAGAUGAUCUCUGAGCUCAGGCAGCAGAAGUUCUACUUGGAGUCUCAGGCAGGCAAGCUCGAGGCCCAGAAUGCCAAACUGGAGGAGCACCUGGAGAAGAUGAGCCAGCAGGAGCAGACCAAGAGGAGUCGGCUACUGGAGCUGGAGACCAGGCUACGGGAGAUGGGCCUGGAACAUGAAGAGCAGAAGCUGGAGAUCAAGCGGCAGGUGUCGGAGUUGACCCUUUCCCUACAGGAGCGUGAAUCUCAGAUUAGUGGCCUGCAGGCUGCACGUCUUGCCCUAGAGAGCCAGCUGCAGCAGGCCAAGACUGAGCUAGAGGAGACCACUGCUGAGGCUGAGGAGGAGAUCACUGCCCUCCGGACUCACAGAGAUGAAAUUCAGCGCAAAUUUGAUGCCCUGAGAGACAGCUGCUCAGUGAUUACAGACCUGGAGGAGCAACUUACACAGCUGAGUCAGGAGAAUGCUGAGUUGAACCGCCAGAACUUCUACCUGUCCAAGCAACUUGAUGAGGCAUCAGAUGAGAGUGAAGACCGCCUGCAGCUCAGCCAGGAAGUGGACCGCCUGAGGAGGGAGGUGGCCGACCGUGAGAUGCACCUCAACAACCAGAAACAGAACAUUGAGACAUUGAAGACCACAUGCAGCAUGCUGGAAGAGCAAGUGGUGGAGCUGGAGUCCUUAAAUGAUGAGCUACUUGAGAAAGAGAGGCAGUGGGAAGCCUGGAGAGGUGCCCUGGAGGAUGAGAAAAGCCAAGCCGAGAGACGCACCAGGGACCUGCAGAGACUUCUGGACAAUGAGAAGCAGAAUAGGCUGCGUGCAGACCAGCGCAGCACCGAGUCUCGCCAGGCAGUGGAACUGGCAGUAAAAGAGCACAAGGCUGAGAUAGUGGCCUUACAGCAGGCCCUGAAGGAGCAGAGACUGAAGGCUGAAAGUCUGUCUGAUACGCUCAAUGAUCUGGAAAAGAAGCACGCCAUGCUGGAGAUGAACGCUCGCAGCUUACAGCAGAAACUGGAGACUGAGAGAGAACUGAAGCAGAGGCUGAUGGAUGAGGUACAAGGGAAGCUGCAGCAGCAGAUGGACCUACAGAAGAGUCACAUCUUCCGUCUGACCCAGGGCCUGCAGGAUGCCCUGGACCAGACCGACAUGCUUAAGACCGAGAGGACUGAUCUGGAGUACCAGCUGGAGAAUAUACAGGCUGUAUACUCCCACGAGAAGGUGAAGAUGGAGGGGACCAUCUCCCAGCAGACCAAACUCAUUGACUUCCUUCAGGCCAAAAUGGACCAGCCUGCCAAGAAAAAGAAGGGCAUAUUUGGACGUCGUCGGGAGGAUGUGGGUACCACAACUAAUGGGGCACUGACUCCCCAAGCCCAGCCGGCAGUGCCGAUGCAGUACAGCGACAUGAAGCUAGCUCUGGAGAGGGAGCGUUCUCGCUGCUCAGAGCUAGAGGAGGCCCUGCAGAAGAUGAGGAUAGAGCUUCGAUCCCUCAGAGAAGAGGCGGCUCAUUUCAAAGCCCAAGAGCAUGUGGCCCCAUCAACGCCAGCCCAGGCACGCCAACAGAUACUCAUGUCGGCCAUCGUCAAAUCCCCAGAGCAUCAGCCCAAUCCCAGCAGCCUCCUUAACCCCUCAACCCGCUGCAAGGAGACCUCCACACCAGAGGAGUUUGGUCGUCGUGUGAAGGAGAGGAUGCACCACAACAUCCCCCAUCGUUUCACUGUGGGCCUCAACAUGAGGGCUGCCAAGUGUGCUGUCUGCCUUGAUACUGUACAUUUUGGACGACAGGCUGCCACCUGCCUAGAGUGCCAUACCCUGUGUCACCCCAAAUGCUCACCAUGUCUUCCGGCUACCUGUGGCCUGCCGGCUGAGUACGCCACUCACUUCUCGGAGGCUCUGUGCCGGGAUAAGGCAAACUCCCCUGCCCUGCAGGUGAAAGAGGCCAGUGGGCAUGUGCGCCUGGAAGGAUGGAUGAAGCAGCCUAGGAAUGGCAAGCGUGGCCAGCAGGGUUGGGAGAGGAAGUACGUGGUGCUGGAUGGAACCAAAGUUUCCAUCUAUGACACUGAGCCCAGAGAGGACUGCAUGAAGGCCGAGGAGGAGUUUGAGCUGUGUCUACCUGAUGGAGAGGUGACUGUUCACGGAGCUGUAGGAGCCUCUGAGCUCAUCAACACUGCCAAGUCAGACAUCCCAUAUGUGCUGAAGCUGGAGUCCCAUCCUCACACCACCUGUUGGCCAGGCCAGUCCCUCUACUUUAUGGCUCCCAGCUUCCCUGACAAGCAGCGUUGGGUGGCAGUACUCGAGUCUGUGGUGGCUGGAAGCCGUGGCUCUAAAGACAAAGUGGAUGCUGAUGCUAAACUUCUGGGCAACUCUCUGCUAAAGUUGGAGGGGGAUGACCGUUUGGACAUCAACUGCACUUUGCCUCUUACUGACCAGAUUGUGCUGGUUGGCUCUGAAGAAGGUUUGUAUGCUCUCAACGUCAUAAAGAACUCACUGACGCACAUCCCUGGCCUGGCCUCCGUCUUCCAGAUCCAGAUCCUGAAAGAUCUUGACAAACUGCUGAUGAUCACUGGAGAGGAGAGAGCGCUGUGUCUCGUGGACAUCAAGAAGGUGAAACAGUCUUUGUCUCAGUCCCACCUCCCAGCUCAGCCUGAGCUCAACCCCUUCAUCUUUGAGACUGUCAAGGGAUGCCACCUCUUCUCUUCUGGAAAGAUUGAUAAUGGGACCUGUAUCUGUGCUGCUAUGCCCAACAAGAUUACAAUUCUCCGCCACAAUGAAAGCCUAAAUAAGUUCUGCAUCAGAAAGGAGAUUGAGACGUCUGAACCGUGCAGCUGUAUCCACUUCACUGGCUACAGCAUCAUUAUUGGCACCAACAAGUUCUAUGAGAUUGAGAUGAAGCAGUAUGUGCUGGAGGAGUUCCUGGAUAAAAACGAUGUGACGCUAGCCUCGGCUGUGUUUGCUGCAUCCUCCCAUAGCUUCCCCAUCUCCAUCAUCCAGGUCACCACGGCACCCCAGAAAGAUGAAUACCUCCUCUGUUUCCAUGAGUUUGGUGUGUUUGUGGAUGCAUAUGGCCGCAGGAGUAGAACCGACGAUAUCAAGUGGAGUCGCUUGCCACUUUCAUUUGCCUAUAGAGAACCCUACCUGUUUGUGACCUACUUCAACUCUCUGGACGUGAUUGAGAUCCAGGGACAUGCUGCUCUUGGGCCACACUCCUAUGCCCACCUUGACAUCCCAAACCCACGCUACCUGGGCCCGGCAAUCUCCUCUGGAGCCAUCUACCUGGCCUCUUCCUACCAGAACAAACUGCGGGUUAUCUGCUGCAAAGGAAACCUGGCCCAGAGCCAAGAAGCUGGGGGAGACCUGCAGCGUAACGGCUCUGGACGCAGCCCAAACAAACGUGGGCCUCCUUCCUACAACGAGCACAUCUCUAAGAGGCUGGCUGCCAGUCCCGUAGUCCACGGAGAUCCAGGCACGCCUCACCGCUACAGAGAGGCCCGCACCGAGUUCCGACGUGACAAGUCCCCCAGCCGUCCAAUGGAGAGAGAGAAGUCCCCCGGCAGGAUGCUUGAGGGUCGUAUAGUGGGGUCUCCUGGCAGGGCCAUGGCAGACCCUCGGUUAGAGCGUUCCCCAGGCAGGGCCAUGGCAGACCCCCGAAUGGACCGUUCCCCUGGCCGGUUGAUGGAUGUCCGCAGAGAAAGGUCCCCUGGACACUUUGAGGAGCGUCAGAGGCUCCAUACUGGCUCUGGACGCACGCCCAUCAACCCUGUUAACAAGGUAUGGGACCAAUCAUCUGUGUGAAUGACAGCAGAGCAACUCACCCAGCAUGGACAGGGCUCUUUAUCUCUGGAAAGGGGAGGGAGGGAGCAGAGUACCACCUGAGAAUGUCACCAACUCAUGAUGAAACACUGCCACAUAUUUUGACUCUAAGCUGAAGAACCCGCAGAGAAACCAACUGUCCAAGAGAACAAGAGAAAUAAAACAAAACAUAGAUGUCAUUAGAAUCAGGUUUUUCUCUCAAUGAAUUGACCUAGCUUAGCAAAGGUCAAUGAAAUGCCAUAUCAACAACUUUUUGAGCAGGGUUAUUUGGAUUCUAUUUGAAUAUGCGCUCUGUGCCCUAUGAGAAGGGAUUCGUAAUGUGAUUUGAAUUUUCUAUGAGCUCUCUCUUCAAAUUCUCUGGUUUCUCAACUCAAGCCCUGACUCGGUGGGUUUUGCUUGCCUUAGUAAACUGCAGACAUCAGUAGUGACUACAAUAGAUAAGCACAGCCAGAGCAACUUUAUCUCACAACACAAUGCCAAUAGAUUCAUAUUUAGAAAUUUAGUCACAAGUAAACAUGGCAGAAGUGCAAUCAAACGUGCUACAGCAUUAAUUGAACUUGCUUCUUUCUUUGCUCAGAUGUCCACAGUAUCUAGAGAUCAGGGCAGAGAAGUACAUCUAGCAGUAUUUGUGGUUCUUGCUCCAGCCCUGUGAUGGCAUGGUCCACACACAAUCAUUAUCAGCUAAUCACAAUCAUUCUCCACUAAUCUCGGUCUUAUAGACUCUGGUUGGUUCAUGGACUGUGACAGGACUUGGCUGGAGCAAAAAAAAAAAAAAAAAAAAACUCCCUGCCCUGCAGAACCCAACCCCCUCACCAGAUUGUCUGCCCAUGAA
Myripristis murdjan (pinecone soldierfish) is the source of this 7322-nucleotide messenger RNA. It is a transcript of the gene cita, whose product is annotated as citron rho-interacting serine/threonine kinase a. Gene Ontology annotation, biological process: mitotic cytokinesis; protein phosphorylation. The record is from RefSeq and is a predicted model, not a curated record. Lineage: Eukaryota; Metazoa; Chordata; Actinopteri; Holocentriformes; Holocentridae. The transcript has 48 exons. Bases 128 to 6472 code for a protein of 2114 amino acids. Gene Ontology annotation, molecular function: ATP binding; protein serine/threonine kinase activity.